Molecule: messenger RNA, 1088 nt
Organism: Ceraceosorus guamensis
Lineage: Eukaryota; Fungi; Basidiomycota; Exobasidiomycetes; Ceraceosorales; Ceraceosoraceae
Exons: 3
Coding region: 250-876 (208 amino acids)
Biological process (GO): positive regulation of cytoplasmic translation
Cellular component (GO): cytoplasm
Molecular function (GO): mRNA binding; zinc ion binding; single-stranded RNA binding
Source: RefSeq, a predicted model, not a curated record
GGGCCCUGCUGCUGUACCGCGCGGUGCUGUCGUGCGACUGGUGUGCACUUUGGACUCGAGCGGGGCCAGACCGAGCCAUGCUGCAAAGGAGGCCGAUUUGCUUUGCUUCUAAAUGAGUCCCGCGAGUGCAGACAUCGCAUCGAUUCCCCUCCUUCGCCCUUUGCCCCCUUCUUCCACAUCGGCGAGUGAAGCAUCAAAUCAGCUGCAACAAGGAUCAAUCAAGCGAAGGGAAACGAAGCGGAAGCGACAAUGGUGCGAAGACGCAGCUGUUUUGUGUGCGGCCAGCUGGGCCACUUGGCCGAGGCUUGUGGCUCCACCGAGAGACUUUGCUUCAACUGCUCCAAGCCCGGCCACGAGUCUUCGGCCUGCCCCGAGGAGCGUACCGUGGCCACGAAGCAGUGCUACGCCUGUGGCGAGUCGGGCCACAUCAAGUCUGCCUGCCCCAACCCGACGAGCGCAUCCGCGGCCGUCGCGACCGCGACGGGAGCUGCGCCUGGAGUGGUCAAGUCCGAGUCUCUCGCCAAACGUGUGGGCGGAGUCAACGGUCAGAACAAGAAGGCUGCGGCAGCCUGCUACACUUGCGGUGGACCUCACUUGGCUCGCCAAUGCCCUCAAGGUUUCUCUGCCAAACCAGCUGCUGCCAAUGCUGAUCGUCCUUGCUACAAUUGUGGCGUGGCCGGUCACAGAGCUAAAGAUUGCACGUCGGAAGCUACGGAGGCUGGCGCGGCUGCUGCUAGCAAGGCUCCUCCUCGUAGACAGCGUGGAGCACCGGGCACUUGCUAUGGAUGCGGUCAACCUGGUCACGUCAGGCGCGAGUGCCCAGCACACGCUGAUCCUCCCGCCGCUCCUACUAGCGCGGCCGUGAUGGCUAUCUAAGUGCGGAUGCAUGUUACAAGCGCUGCCGAGGUUCGAAGGGAUCUUCCAAGUCAAUCACGAAAAUAGGGAGGAGGACAGCUGCAUGAUUCAGGGCUCAGAUCGUGGUGCAUGCCCACGUCUCUAAAUUUUGGAAGGAGGCGGCUUCUUGGUGCAAUAUGAUUGGUGUACGUACGCUCAGACGAGAAUGCUGGAGUUGGAUGACUUGUGCCACA